Octopus bimaculoides (California two-spot octopus) is the source of this 2520-nucleotide messenger RNA. RefSeq names its product 3-hydroxyisobutyrate dehydrogenase, mitochondrial. Gene Ontology annotation, molecular function: NAD binding; NADP binding; 3-hydroxyisobutyrate dehydrogenase activity. Gene Ontology annotation, biological process: L-valine catabolic process. Gene Ontology annotation, cellular component: mitochondrion. The record is from RefSeq and is a predicted model, not a curated record. Lineage: Eukaryota; Metazoa; Mollusca; Cephalopoda; Octopoda; Octopodidae.
ACGCGACGGUCAGGUAACUCUGGAAGCCUAAAGAGAAAACAAGGGCGACAACUGUGAAUCUACCCUUAACAAGAAACCGUAUUUUGAUUCUCACUUGGACCAUCGAUACCUAAUUGCGUUUUUAGUUCAGACUAAUUUUUUAAUUUACUAUGUCUUGCACAUCGAAGAUAAUAUUUAGCACAAUGUUGCGCUUUUCAGCGACUAACCUCUCCCGCAGGGCGUCCGUAAUACCUCGGAUGUAUUCAGAUUCAGCUUCAGACAAGAGUUGUGUUGGUUUUGUUGGUCUUGGCAAUAUGGGAGCACAUAUGGCUCGUAACCUUAUAAAGAAGGGACAUUCUCUUGUGGUAUAUGAUCUCUCAGAAUCGGCCUGUAAUUCUUUGAAGGAAGCUGGUGCCAAAAUAGCCAGCUGUCCUGCAGCAGUAGCAGAAUCAUCACAGAAAAUUGUCACAAUGUUACCCAGCAGCCCUCAUGUGAGAGCUGUGUAUUGCGAACCUGAUGGAAUUUACAGUAAAUUUCAAAAAGGAACUUUGUUAAUGGACAGCAGCACCAUCGACCCAGCUGUGUCUCAGGAGAUGGCUGAAAAAGCGGAACAAUUGGGUGGAGUGAUGGUCGACUCCCCAGUCUCUGGAGGUAUUCUUGCUGCCAGAGACGGUCUCCUAACAUUUAUGGUUGGUGGAACUGAAAGCGGUUUUGCUGAGUCCAAAAAAAUACUUGACCUCAUGGGAAAGAAUGUUAUCCAUUGUGGUCCAAAUGGCACUGGACAGGCUGCCAAAAUCUGUAACAAUAUGCUGUUGGCUAUUUCCAUGAUUGGAACAUCGGAGGCCAUGAAUUUAGGGAUCAAACUUGGAUUGGAUGCAAAAAUGCUGGCUAGCAUCUUGAACGUGAGUUCUGGCCGCUGUUGGUCAAGCGAGAUGUACAACCCUGUACCAGGGGUUAAAGAAGGUGUCCCCUCCAGCAAUAACUAUAAUGGCGGGUUCGGAGCAGCAUUAAUGGUUAAGGAUCUUGGUCUGGCACAGAAUGCCGCUAGCGAAACUAAAUCCCCAACACCACUUGGUGGAAUGGCCUUGCAUUUGUACAGAAUUAUGUGUAACAAUGGCUUUUCUGAAAAGGAUUUUUCAUCUGUCUAUAAGUUCCUGCUAACAAUGGAAUCCAACUAAAUACACCAUUACCAAUAGUGUCAGAAACAGCAACUGCACCAUCAGGAAUAGCAAAACUACCCCUGCCCACUAAUACCACCAGACUGACACCAUCAACAACACUAAUGCCAGCCACUCCAACAACACCACCAGCUCAAUUGUCAGGAAUAGCAGCACCCAUCCUCACCACCAACACCUCCACUACCGACAAUAUCGUUGUCACUAACAACAUGAACACCACCACCAAUAUGAUGAGGAAACCUCUUUGUGAUUGUUCCAACAGCUAGAAAUAGCAAUCAAAUCUCCACACAUUGUCUGAAAUAAGGAUACAAUGAUCAUGACAGGAAUUCUUUUGGUCAUAUCUUCUCAGUCAGGGCUGACCUACUGCUUUACUACUACUACUACUACAACAACAGCACCAAAAGCCACUACCUACAACACUAAUGCAUCUAUUGCCUUGUUAUUUUGGUUGUUAGUAUUAAUUCCACAAAGGUUUUUUCCUUUUUUCAUCCUUUCGAGGUUGAUAAAAUCAGUACCAGUUGAGUUCUGAAGUUGAUCUAAUCAACUUGGCCCCUUCCCUGAAAUUGCUGGCCUUGUGUCAAAAUUUGAUGCCAAUAUUAAUCCCCAUUUAAGGCAGCAAGCUAGCAGAAUUGUUAGCACACCAGGCAAAAUGUUCACUGGUCUUUCGUCUGUCUUUACAUUCUGAGUUCAAAUUCUGCCAAGAUUGACUUUGCCUUUUAUCCUUUCGGGAUUGAUAAAAUAAAGUACCAGUUGAAUACUGAGAUUAAUGUAAUCAGUUUACCCACUUCCCCGAAAUUGCUGGCUUUGUGCCAAAAUUUGAAACCGUUAUUUUUAUCAUUAUUAGGAUGGCAAGUUGACAGAAUCAUUAACACUUUGGAAGUUAAGCAGAUUUAAGAAUGAUGUGAAACAUUUGUGGUAACUCCUGUGGUAUUCUCAUGAUUAGCCAUGAGAAAAGAAAAAUAUAACUGAUAAAAAUUAAAACUGAAAUAAAAAAAAAAGAAAGAAAAAUUUUUUAAGCCACUUUUGAUGUUCGGUUUGGAAAGAUUAAUUUCUUUAACAGAAGGGGACUCACAUUCUUAUAACUAUUUUUUUUUUCCAUUUUCUUUUCUUUUCUGUUUUACCUAGGACAUUUUGUAUUUUAAUUUUGGAAAAGAAUCUCAGAAAAUUAAUUUUGAAAAAAAUUGUAAAAUAUCAAAACUUUUCUUUUUCUCGUUUUAUGAAUUUAACAUCAUGUGUAGCAGAAAUUGGGGGGAAGGAUUUAUGUGUAAAAAAAAAUUAUAACAAAUUUCUAAAAAUACUCAUUUUAUAAUUUUUGAAAAAUUGUUGUGUGAAAUGAAAUAAAAGCAAGCUAUAUACAGAAAUA